Messenger RNA from Opisthorchis viverrini, 942 nucleotides. RefSeq lists its product as hypothetical. Gene Ontology annotation, cellular component: cytosolic large ribosomal subunit; ribosome. The coding region runs from base 67 to 942 and encodes 291 amino acids. Lineage: Eukaryota; Metazoa; Platyhelminthes; Trematoda; Opisthorchiida; Opisthorchiidae. Gene Ontology annotation, biological process: translation. The record is from RefSeq and is a predicted model, not a curated record. Gene Ontology annotation, molecular function: RNA binding; structural constituent of ribosome. The transcript is spliced from 3 exons.
CUCGGCUUUGUUUUACUGCGUCCGUCUACCUCGAGGCGCCGCACUUGUAACCCUCACGUCUCGGGAAUGAGUAAUUUGCGACCUCAGAAGAGGUUGGCAGCGGCCGUUCUAGGAUGUGGAAAGAAAAAAAUAUGGCUGGAUCCAAACGAAAACUCGACGAUCGCCAACGCUAAUUCCCGGAAAAUGAUCAGAAAGCUCUUCAAGGAUAACCUGAUUAUCCGGAAGCCUGUAACCGUGCAUUCGCGUGCUCGUUGCCGAGCCAACCUGCUUGCUCGCAGGAAGGGGAGGCAUUCCGGUCCCGGUAAGAGAAAGGGUACUGCAAAUGCCCGUAUGCCUCAGAAAGUUCUGUGGAUGAGACGCAUGCGUGUGCUCCGACGACUUCUAAAACGGUAUCGCGAGGCUCACAAAAUCGAUAAGCACUUGUACCAUCUACUCUAUCAACAGUGCAAAGGUAAUCAGUUCAGGAACAAGCGUGUCCUCAUCGAACACAUCCACAAGAAGAAAGCUGAAAGGCUUCGGGCCAAACAGCUUAGUGAUCAGGCUGAAGCCAUGAGGCAGAGGAAGCGGGAUGCACGUUUACGUCGGGAUAAGAGGAAGGAGGAUCGCAGGAAAUUCAUGAUUGAACAAGCCACUACGGCUACUGCGGCUGCUAUAGCGGCGAAAGCGGCCCCACCAGCUCCAGUCCCGAAGCCUGCUCCAGUCGCGGAAGUAAAACCGAAAGUCGAGGCCAAAGUUAGUGAACCAGUGAAGCCAGUCCAACCGGUAGAGCCUAAAGCUGAGCCGAAGGCCCCCGUACCGAAAGCACCGAAAGAACCCGCCAGUUCAAAAGUAGCACCGCCUCCGAAGAUACCGGCCUCUUCUAAGACACCAGCACCACCCCCUAAAGUACCUCCUCCCAGCGCUGCGAAGCCAGGUGCUGCCAAGAAAACUGCUAAGCGCUAA